Candidula unifasciata is the source of this 402-nucleotide messenger RNA. The record is from the annotation of a GenBank genome assembly. NCBI's taxonomy places the organism in Eukaryota, Metazoa, Mollusca, Gastropoda, Stylommatophora, Geomitridae.
AUGUCUCAAGCAGGACUGGACUGUCACCUGUCUCAAGCAGGACUGGACUGUCACAUGUCUCAAGCAGGAUUGGACUCUCAUCUGUCUCAAGCAGGACUGGACUAUCAUCUGUCUCAAGCAGGACUGGACUGUCAUCUGUCUCAAGCAGGACUGGACUGUCACCUGUCUCAUACAGGACUGGACUGUCAUCUGUCUCAUACAGGACUGGACUGUCAUCUGUCUCAAGCAGGACUGGACUGUCAUCUGUCUCAAGCAGGACUGGACUGUCAUCUGUCUCAAGCAGGAUUGGACUGUCAUCUGUCUCAAGCAGGACUGGACUGUCAUCUGUCUCAAGCAGGACUGGACUGUCAUCUGUCUCAAGCAGGACUAUCUUCGUUUUUUUUUUUUUCUAUAAUUGCAUGA